Saccostrea cuccullata (small rock oyster) is the source of this 661-nucleotide messenger RNA. RefSeq lists its product as uncharacterized. Lineage: Eukaryota; Metazoa; Mollusca; Bivalvia; Ostreida; Ostreidae. The coding region runs from base 35 to 646 and encodes 203 amino acids. The transcript has 5 exons. The record is from RefSeq and is a predicted model, not a curated record.
AUUUCUUUUAGAAUUUGAGAAAAAAGAUCAUAUUAUGUUUCCAAGUCAUCGUUUAUUGAAGAAGCAAGCAUUGAUUGUGUUAAGCCUAACAGUUAUUUUACAUGGCGGCAAUGGCUUUUCAUGGUUUAGAGCACAGAAGGAAUGCAAGGCUAGUGGAGAGCAGAUCAGAACGGCCCCCAGGUCCAACAAUUUUUACUGGACAACAUACCAUAAACGUCGCUAUCAAUGGAUUGGUACUUUAGAAUGUUAUUCACAUCAGGAUCUAUCUCAUAUGAUAAUGAGAAACUUGACCCUGAAUAUUCCAUCAGCGGGACUAUGUCAAGAAAGAUGUACCGAGGAAAUGCUAAACGACUCGUUUUUGUUUGCUCUUAAGCAAUCAUCAUGCCUGUGUCUAAACAAAUCUCUAGAGAAACCAUCUCACUCAUCUCAGCAUAGUUGUAAAUAUAACUGCUUGCAAGAUAACAUAACAAGGCCUGAUUUAUUCUGUGGAGGAGAAUCUGUUUACAGCCUGUUUAUAUCUUUUGAAAGUCAAAAGAACAAAAUAAAACCUGUGCCAAAUUUUGAUUCCAUUUCAAUGGAAUGCAACACCACUAAGCUGUAUGAAUUUAAACGCUGUAGCAGAAACCAGCUAAAAGAAAAAAAGUGAGUGUUUUAGUAUAAA